AUGGAGAGUUCGCCAGUACAGCACCUCACGGCGGCUGGAAACCCUAAUUGGUGGAAGAACGGCGGCUUGAGACCACCACCGCCGCAGCUACCGCCAUCUACCACCACUUAUCUUCUUCCAAGUUUCUUACCGCUCUUUCCUUCUCCAACUUCUUCUUCACUUUCUCUGCCUCGUACUAGUAACCCUAACUUCUCUUCUUGGCCGGACAAUAGUGAUGAUCUGCCUCUUGACCAGCCAUGGAGCCUUAGCCAACUUCUCUUCUCAGAGAUUGGUGAGUCUUCUUUCGCAAAUAAGAAACCAAAGGUUCAAGUUCCUUCAUCACCACAAUCAACUCUCAAGGUGAGAAAGGAAAAACUUGGAGGCAGAAUCGCAGCUCUUCAUCAGCUAGUAUCUCCCUUUGGCAAGGCUCUAAGUCUACCAUACUUUGGUGUUCCCUCGAGGAAUAAUAUGAUACACCAACUUGCACAAGGAGGUAUGAACUGUUUAUUUCCUGAGGAUCCUGGUCAGAGAGAUCUUAGAUUCAUGUACUUGAGAUAUUUGUUCACGUUUUUUUACAAAAACUCUUAUGCACUCGAAUUUAAGCAUCCUACGCUUGUGAAUGAGUAUUGCAUGAAAAGAUCAAAAGGAGCUUCAUUAUCUUCAUCUACAAACAAUCAAGAAUCAAACCCUAACGAAGAACCAGAGAAAGAUUUGAGAAGUAGAGGAUUGUGUCUAGUCCCCAUCUCAUGCACACUCCAAGUUGGCAACGACAAUGGUGCCGACUAUUGGACUCCGGCGUUCUGA
This is a messenger RNA of Arabis nemorensis, 783 nucleotides long. NCBI's taxonomy places the organism in Eukaryota, Viridiplantae, Streptophyta, Magnoliopsida, Brassicales, Brassicaceae. The record is from the annotation of a GenBank genome assembly.